AUGAUCUCACUACUUACUAUCCUCUUUGGUGUUCUCACUCCGGUAGUCCGGAUCUUCCCUUGGACCAAUGGCCAGCAACUCCAAAUACGGUAUCCCGGUACCCAAUGGAUGACUCCAGGUAUAGAAUUAGAUAUUAAGGAUACCAGCAAGAUCCCAGAGAUUAGUAGUAUGAACCUGGAAUGCAACGAAAAAUACAUCAUCCUCUUCAUCGACCUCGACGCCAUCGUACCAGGGACUCGUAUUCAAUCAGUCAUUCUACACUGGUACCAACCCAAUCUCAUGAUAGAUUGCAGAAAACCAUCACCACCUUCAAUAAUCGUUCCUGGGAAGGACGACGGGGAUAAACACAAUCCAAUAGCCCCGUACAUAGCUCCUCGUGCACCACCAAAUACUCGCCACCGCUACGUGUAUCUCCUUUUUGCACAGCCUCCAGCGUAUAGAUUUCCUGAUUGCUUCUCACAUGUGUUCCCAGAGACUGUUAGCGCGCGUGCGGGAUUCGAUAUCAGGGAGUUUAUGCAGGCAGCAGGGUUGGACCCUCCUGUUGCCAUAAACUAUUUCAUUGGUAGACAUGAACCUGCCGAAGGCGAGACAACAACCAUGCCUCACAGUGCGACAAUGACCUCGUUCCGUUCCGUGGAUUGUCCCACGAGGACGGCAGAUUUUGUGCCAUGA
Messenger RNA from Penicillium crustosum, 672 nucleotides. Its product is annotated as YbhB/YbcL family Raf kinase inhibitor-like protein. Gene Ontology annotation, biological process: regulation of Ras protein signal transduction; regulation of proteolysis. The transcript has 2 exons. Gene Ontology annotation, molecular function: peptidase inhibitor activity; phospholipid binding. NCBI's taxonomy places the organism in Eukaryota, Fungi, Ascomycota, Eurotiomycetes, Eurotiales, Aspergillaceae. The coding region runs from base 1 to 672 and encodes 223 amino acids. The record is from RefSeq and is a predicted model, not a curated record.